This is a messenger RNA of Cheilinus undulatus (humphead wrasse), 10171 nucleotides long. Its product is annotated as apolipoprotein B-100-like. Gene Ontology annotation, cellular component: very-low-density lipoprotein particle; low-density lipoprotein particle; mature chylomicron. The transcript is spliced from 26 exons. Gene Ontology annotation, biological process: cholesterol homeostasis; cholesterol transport; triglyceride mobilization. Gene Ontology annotation, molecular function: cholesterol transfer activity; low-density lipoprotein particle receptor binding. The record is from RefSeq and is a predicted model, not a curated record. Bases 89 to 9964 code for a protein of 3291 amino acids. NCBI's taxonomy places the organism in Eukaryota, Metazoa, Chordata, Actinopteri, Labriformes, Labridae.
AGGGCAACAAAGCAGGAGAAUUAGUCUUCACAGAAAGAGGAGGACUCUCCCUACCUUAAAGCUUCUUGGAGCUUUACUAAAACCCAUCAUGGGGGGUACCAAGCUCUGCCUUAUGCUGCUUCUGGGCACAUACGCACUAGCCCAGCAAGAUGUGGCAAAUGUUGAGGAACAAUCUCCAGUUUGCCCUUGGUCCAAAAGAUUCAAGACCUUCAGGCGGUUUGUGUACGACUAUGAAGUCGAGGCUUUUAACGGCGUGCAAGGAGCCACCGAACAGAGGAGCGGCCCCAGAGUUUCCUGCAAAGUUGAGGUUGAAGUGCCCCAGACCUGCAGCUUCGUUCUGCGUACAACAGAGUGCUCUCUGAGUGAGAUCUUUGACAUUGAUGAUAAUGGAAACAUGCUGUACCGUCCCGCUGCUGAAGCUGAGGCUUUCAGAGAUUCUAUGGCCAGGAACACCUUGAAGUUCACAGUUGAAGGAGACCUCGACGUCAAACUUUUCCCUGAAGAUGAUGAGCCUGUCAACAUCCUGAACAUCAAGAGAGGAAUCGUAUCUGCCCUCAUCGUGCCAGUUAUGGAAGAGGAUAGGAGCAAGAAAAUGCCCACCGUGCACGGGAUCUGCCCCACCGACCAUACCAUCAACGCCAGAGAGGAUAUUGCCACUAUUGUUAACGUCUACAGGGAUCUUUCCAAAUGUGACAUGUUCUUUGCUCGCAGGCAGCACACCAGCCCCCUGGCCCUCAUCACUGGCAUGAACCUUCCUCUAUCCAAGCUGAUCGAUAGCACCCAGAGCUGUAACUACAAGUUUGACAACCAGAAAAAGCACAUGACCACCGUGACCUGCGCGGAGAAACACAUCUUCCUGCCUCUGUCUUCCGAGAAGGAAUAUGGAAUUUUUACAUUGUUAAAGCAGACUUUGAAUCUGAGGGAGACCUCCAAGAUCAACGACAGAAUCUUCGACCGUAAUGAGAUCAACAUCAAGUCCCUGGCCAUGGAUGUUGCUGAUGACAAGCUCCCUGUGCAGACCACCGAUGCCGUCAUGUCCAUCAUGCAGGAGCUGAACACCCUGACCAAUGGUGAGACGCGUGCCACUCUCUUCCACAACCUGGUGUCCGAGCUGCGUGGCCUAAAUGUCGACACCGUUGGAUCUGCUGCCGUUGAGAUGAUGGAUGUGUCUGGAGCUCUGACCUUCCAAGCUCUGGCUCAGUGCGGCACCCCAGAGUGCACCAGCGCCAUGCUGAAGGUUCUCAGGACAUUUGACCAGGCUGCUCUUGAAGUCGAUGCCGCCGUCUACGCCCUGGGACUGCUGUCUAACCCCUCCCGCCUGAUGGUGAAAGACAUGCUGGCUAUGGCUCAGUACAAGCAGAGCAAACCCAUCAUGUAUGGUCUGAGCAAUGCAGUCAGGAAACUGUACCAGGCUGAGGGUGUAACCCCUGAAAUCACUGCUGUCUAUGAGUACAUUGCUUCCAUUCUGAGCACUGACUGCCCUGGAGAGAAAGAUCUGACCUUCCUGACCCUGAGAGUUGUUGGAAACAUGGGAGAUGCAAUGGAGGCUGCUGACCCAACCAUCAAGGCUACCCUGCUGAAGUGCAUGAGACAGCCUGCAACCACCCUGUCAGUGCAGCUGGCUGCCAUCCAGGCUUUCAGACGCAUGUCUGUGACAGAUGAGGUUCGCUCUAACCUCCAGAGAGUCAGCCAGUACCCCAAGGGUGCUGUGCAGAAGCGCCUGGCAGCUUACCUGACUCUGAUGAGGAAUCCUCAGGACAGCGACAUUGAGAUGGUGAAGAAGCUGCUGAGACAGGAGCAGAACAUGCAGAUCAAGUCAUUUGUGACCUCCCACAUCUACAACAUCAUUACCUCCACCGACGCAGAGACUCAGAAGUUUGGCAGGAAGAUUCUGGAUGCCUUGGAGGACCCUGAGGUCAUCACACACAGUGACUACACCACAAUGUCUCGCAACUACAAGCUGAGCGGCGUUCAGGGCAACAUCAUCUUUGAUCCCAGCAGCCAGCUGCCAAGGGAGGUGCUGCUUGAGACUACACUGAAAGCUUUUGGUUUCAACAUGGAUGUUUGGGAGUUUGGCAUGGAAGGAAAGGGCUUUGAGCCAACCAUUGAAGCUCUGUUUGGACAGAAUGGAUUCUUCCCCGACACCCUGUCAAAGGCUCUGUACUGGGCUGAUGACAAGAUGCCACCAAAGGUCAAAGAAAUCCUGAGGAAAUGGGUUCCAAUGGAAACAGACAAUAAUAGGGUUCCUGAGAAUCUUAUGAGAGAGGUCACACGCAACUUCAACAAGCUGGUCAAGGAUCUGCAGAGCCAGGAUACCCCAGAGGCCAUGGCCUACCUGAGGAUCAUGGGAGCUGAGAUGGGCUUCAUCAAAGGCAGUGAACUAAAAUUUAUUGCUGAUAAUGCAAUGAUGUAUGCAGAUAUCUUCAUGAGGAUCAUUCCUACCAAGGUCAUGGCUAAGCUGAUCUCCAGCACUGAGAAUGAGAUCUUCGCCCAUUACAUCUUCAUGGACAACAAGUUCAUGAUUCCAACAGCAUGUGGAUUGCCUUUGACAUUUGCUCUGUCUGGUACUUUCACUCCUGGUGCAAAGGGAGGCCUUCGCAUGGCUCCAAACAUGAAGGAGCUGGUGUUCUCACCCUCUGUUGGAGUUGAGUUUGUGACCAAGAUGGGAAUCCACAUCCCUGAAUUUGUUGCAUCAGGUGUUGAGGUGCACACCAACAUGUACCAUGAGAGUGCACUCAAUGCCAAGAUCACCAUGGAGGAAAACCAGGUCAAGCUUUCCAUCCCUGCCCCACAGGGUACCACAAGGUUCUUCACAAUCAGAAACAAAGUGCAGAUUGUGGGUGGUGGUUUUGCUGCAGAGAUCCCAAGCAAUGAGGGUGAAUCCAGUUGCAAAGUUCUCUUCACUGGAGUCCAGUACUGCACAAGAGCAAGUCGUGCCAACACUCGUGGCAGGACCAAUGUUCCUUAUUACCCUCUCACUGGAGAGACUAGUUAUGCUGUGCUGAUUAAGCCCACUGGCAAGGUUUCUGAGUACACAGCCACCAUCGCCUAUGAACUCCUGAGUGAAGGAAAAGAUGGCCGCCAGAAGGUUGACGCUUUGAAUAUUGCCCUGAGAGCUGAAGGUACCGAGACCACUGAGGCAACAGCCACCAUGAAAUACAACAGGAACAGGAAUGUCUUCACCACCCAGGUCCAGAUCCCCGACUUUGAUGUUGAGGCUGGUGUUAAGAUUGGCAUGACUGACAGCAGCGCCAAGGGCAAAUCUAUCAUUUUUGAGAUUUCCGACAAGAACGGGCCUCAGAUCUCUCUGAUUGGCCGUGCCAAGCUUCAGGCCAUGGCUGAAGGCAUGAUGCAGGUUCAGCUUCUGGUCCCCUCACUUCAGACCGAUGCUGCCGUUACAGCUACAAUGAGCAAUGCUGACGGACUCACAAUGGAGAUCAAAAGUGACAUGAAACUCCCAGAGACCACCUCUGUUCAGGCUGUCACAUUCAAAUAUGGUGAAGACCAGGCUGAGGUUAUCCUGAUGUCCAGCAUGAACGCUGAUACUAAGAUCCUGGUGCCUUACACUGAAGCCCUCCAGACCUGGCUCAUGCAGUUUGUGGAGGAUGUCAUGGACCAGCAGGUUGUGAAGACCGACAUGAAACUGCGUCAUAUCUUCAACAAGGCAGUUGAGGCCAGCAAUAUCUGGAUGGACAAGAUCACAGCGGACGUGCCCUACGUUGAGACCUUGAGGGACAAAAUGGCAAAUAUCGAAAUGCCAUCCAUGCCUUCCAUGCCUGAAACCCUGUUCAUGGACCUUGAAAGCGCAAUCAAAUACAAGUUCAACGAAGAACGUCUGGCCAUCACUUUCCCUCUGCCUCUUGGUGGAAAAUCCUCUGAAGAGCUGAUGAUUCCUCCAAUGGUCACCUCCCCAGAAAUUUCUAUGCCUCAGCUGGGCAUGGAGGUUGCCUCAAAGGAGAUCAGAAUCCCCACUUUCACCAUCCCUUCAGAAUAUGAUUUCACUCUGCCUCUGAUGGGAAUGGUAGAAGUGACCUCCAAGGUCAACAGCAACUACUAUAACUGGGAGGCAACUGUGUCUGCUGGUAACAACACAGUCGAGUCUCCUAGCUAUGUGGCCAAAUUCAGCAUGAAGGCUGACAGUCCCAUUAAGGUUCUCGCCUUUUCAACGGAGGGAAUGACUACAAUCACAGACACUGCAGAGAAAACCAUGAAAAUGGCCACUGAAGGCUCCAUGGAGCACAUGCUCAUGAGCACUGGUUUUGGUGUUCUGGAAACCAUUGCUGUCACAGACAAUGUUCUGUCAACUGGAAGGUACAAUGUGUACGUUAGAUCCCCUGUGGGUCUGGACACUUCCCUGACCGUUACCACCCAGGUCGUCCUUGCCUCUGAUGUGCUCUCUGGAGACAUCAACACAGAUGGAAGCAUUACCAUUGGUCCCAUGACUGCUAGCACUACCUAUCUUCACACCUUCUCCGUUGAACCAAUGAAGAAAGAAGCAAGACUGGAGAGUACACUGCGUGUGACCUCUGAAAUCCUGAAGGUAAUGAACAAGGUGAAGGCAUCAUAUGCAAAUGAGGAACUUCUGAUCGAGUCCAACACCAACAUGAACAGUGAACCCAUCAAGCACACCACCAAAAUGAGUCUUAACUACAAGGAUGUCAAGCUGACUGCCCAGGCUGAUUCUGUGACCAAGGCUGAUGAGCGAAUGCUUCGUAGCCAGUUUGAGUUCUCUGCCUCUGAAGAACAGGUCAUCCUCAGGAUAGAAAAUCAAGCUGAUGACACUGAGAACCGUGCCUACUCUUUGCUCACUGGGUCCAUGACCCCCACUGGUGUGGAGAUCAACACCGAUGCCUCCCUGAGCAUCCUCUCAAGCCUUGCCUCUCAUAAGGCCUCCUUUGCCCUGGACAUGAAUGGCCUGACCACAAGCUGCACCACAACUGCUCAGUUUAGCCCAAUGACCUUUGAGAAUGUUUUCCACGGUGGAGUUGACGCUAAUGGUGCCACCAUGUCUCUCACCACAAAGGGAGCCAUUAAAGAUAACACAGCUGAGCUCAAUGUUGAAGGAAAGAUGGCAACUUCAGAGGUGUAUUUCAAUGGCAUUCUUAAGGGUAACCUCUUUGACAUUAACACCAGAAACAGAGUGAACCUCAGACUGAAUGAAGAUGGCCUGAUCCUCUCCAACAACAUCGUUGGAUCUCUCAAUGAGAUGAGGACCGAAAAUACCCACUCACUGGCUCUUACUCUUAGCUCCUUCACACUCAACUCCAAGACUGACAACUUCCUCAACACCAAAAACUCCUACAUGCAUGAUAUCACAGUUAACAUGGAGCGCUUCACCGCCUCUGUUAUGGUGAAAAAUGACCUGAAGAUCAUGGAUGUCAACUUUGUGAAUGAUGCCCAGUUCAAGGCCAAGCCUUACAACAUGGAGCUGACUGGAACAAUGAUGGGAGUCUUUGCAGAGGAAGAACUCAAGCAUAUUUAUGAAGUCAAGUUUGUUGACAUGGUGCUCUCUGCCAAGUGCAACACUAAUGGUAAACUCCUGGGCACACACAUGACUCAUGCCACUGAUAUGGAGAUUGCUGGUCUGACCAUGAAGUUCAACAAUGCAGCCAACUUCAACUCACCAUCUCUCCGCCUGGACAGCACAGUCAAAACUGUUGCUGAACCUUUUGCUCUGAACAUCGAUGCAGUUCUCACUUCAGAUGGUUCAGUGCGUCUGUUUGGAGAGCAGAGCGGUGAGCUGUACAGCAAAUUCCUCCUGAAAGCAGAGCCCAUGCUGUUCACACAUUCACUUGAGUGCAGAGCCUCAACAACCCAUGAUCUGGAAGGCAGACCAAGUAUCAAGACCAACAUGAACAACAAGUUCAACAGCAUGCUGAGCUUCCAAGAGCAAAGUGUCAACCUGAAGGUUACAGCUAAUGUGAAUGAGCACACUUUUGAUCAGGAAAUGAGCGCCUACAACAACGCAGAGAGGCUGGGUGUAGAGAUGACAGGAGAAGUCACUACCCCUUUCUUCACCGAGGCCAGUGAAAAUUAUGCCAUCUCCGGAUUUGUGAAAUAUGACAAGAACAGCGAAAGCCACUUCCUCCAGAUCCCAUUCAUUGAGCACCUGCCUGCCUUUUUUGAAAACAUGAAAAUAACAAUGAUGGGCCUGAUGGACCGAAGCAUUGAAAUGCUGGGCGAUAUCAACUCCAGGUAUGAGAUCAGCACAAAGUUCCAGAACAAAGUGUCUGAACUGAAGGAGGUCAUUGACAACUUCGACUUCAAUCUCUUUGUCCAAGACCUGAAAAAGUUCCUCACCUCAGUUGAAAACUAUUUGACCAAUCUGACAGCCAAGUUGCCAACCGAGCAGAUUGUGAAUGCAUUGAUGACAGUGAGGGAUGCCAUCAUGAGCUGGAUCAAGCAGUAUAACAUUCCUCACAAGUUCAAUUUGAUCUAUGCCAAAAUUGAAGAGAUCCUUUCCAACUAUGAGGUUGAGAAGAUGGUUGAAGCUGUCAUGGAUGAGGUGGUCAAAAUUAUGAAGCAGUAUCAGGUUAGGGAGAAGAUCCAGGCUGUGUUUGCUGCUGUAAGGUCCAUCGACAUCAAACCUGUGCUCCAAAAAGUGAUGCUACCUAUUCAGGAGUUUGUCAAUGAACUGUAUUCCUUUGACUUCAAACAGCUGAUCGAUGACAUGAGUGACUAUUUUGCGAGACUGGUUGAGAAAAUCAAAUCUUUUGAUUAUGACACAUUCACAAUGGAGCUGAAAGAGAAAGUGGCAGAAAUGAGCAAGAUCCCCUGUUUCGGAAAGCUCUCUGGAGAGUUCAAGGUUACCUCACCUCAUUACACACUCACAACCUCUGCUGCCUUUGAGAACACCACAACUACAUCAGUCACACCAGAGUUCAAACUUAACCUUAACUCUCAGGCUUCUUCUACCUUGAAAAUCCUUGACUUCUCUUUGGACGCGGGAGCUCACAUCGCUGCACCCAAGAUGAGCCGCCUGUCCAUCACUGAGAGCAUCAAAGUUGGCCAGUCAUGUCUUGCAUUUGACCACAAGGGAACCAUGACUCUGUAUGGCCUGUCACUUCAAGCUUCUACUGAAACAACCGCAAAGGUUGAUACCGAACUUUACAUUGCUGAGCUUGUCAAUAAUGCAUUCCUCGCCAUGGAAAAUGGAGUGUCUGCCAACAUGGAAACAACAUACACUCAUGACAUGAAACGCUUCGGUAAAACAUCAAUGAAUCAGAAGGCUGUUUUUGUGAUUGAGGCUGGCACUGCUACUCUGACUAUUAACAACUUGGGCGAUGGACAAUUCACAAUUCUGGACUUUGCUGAUGAGGCAUCCCACAAGAGUGAUAUUGAGGUGGUCAUGGAUCUCCACACAGCCAAAGUGACCUUCACUGGAGCAACAGGCAGCAGCAACUUCAAACUGAAUCAGAAUGUGAUGGCAGAUAUUUGCAUUUUCCGCCACAUCAUUUUUGAUGCCAAGUUUGAGACAGAGACACCUGUCAUGAAGGGUAGUGUUGCAGCAGUCAAGUUCCAAGCUAAAGUUGAAGACAUGAAAGUUGAUUUCACUGCCUCUCACAAUGCGGAGCUUACCGGACAGGUUGAGGGAACCAUCGCAAGUUCCAUGCUUGCUUUGAUCACACCUAGUGAGUUCAUGUUUGACACCAAGAACAAGGGAAAUGCCAAGGUUACCCUCCCAUUCAAAGUGUCCGCAAAGAUUGAUCUCCAGAAUGACAUGUCUGCAACCCUGAACUCUGAAGUGCAGCAAGCUAGCUGGACCGGUCUGGCUCGCUUCAACCAGUACAAGUACUCCCAUUACCUCAGCAUGGAUAAUGGUGAUAGCGAAAUCAACAUCUUCUCCCAGAUUAAUGGAGAAGCAAAUCUUGAUGUACUGAGGGAGCCAAUCACCAUUCCUGAAAUAAAUAUACCAAUUUUUGGUAUCAAGACACCAAGUGUGGAGGACUUCUCUCUUUGGGAGGACACUGGCCUGAGCAAUCUCUUGAUCACAACUCAGCAGACACUUGACAUGAGCUCCAAAUUGAAGUACAUGAAGAACCCAGAGAUGUACACCAUUGCAUACAUUAACAUGGAUCCAAUCAUCAACAUCAUCAAUACCAAUGUCGAGAACAUGCUCAUCAGUAAGGAUAAGGCUGCUGACAUCCUGGCUACAUCUUAUGACAGAGCAAGGUCAGAGUAUGAAAAAUACAGCAUUGAGCUGCCCAAAACCAUCACAGUCCCUGCCUACAGAGUUCCAGUAAUGAAUGUCGAGGUGUCUACUUUCACCAUCCCCCUGCCCGACUUCAGUCUCAUCACAAUGCCUGCCUUCCAUGUCCCAUCUGCCCUUAGCAAGCUCACGGUUCCAAAAAUCCCCCUGCUCGGUGUCCGAAGCAUCAGUAUCCCUGUGAUGGGUGAUCUGACUUAUGAGUUUGCCUUGAAAACAGCUGUGAUCACACUCAAAACUGACGCCAGCAUUCUUAACCAGGACAGCUUCAUUGUCAGACUCGAUGCCUCCUCCCUCUCUGAAUUUGAGUGCCUGAAUGGAAAGAUUGAGGGUAACACAAACAUUAACACCGCUGCUGGACUUAGAAUGGCCUCUGUCCUGUCUGCAAAACAUGAAAUGCUGGAGGGAAGUCAUGAGAGCAACAUCAUCUUGAGUUACGAGACUGUGGAUACCUCCAUCACUAACUCAGCAAAGGUUAUUCUGCCUGCCCUGACCAUGGAAAUCAACCAGGAAAUUGUUGGAAACUCAGAUGAAGGCCUUGUUGUGUCCAUGUCCACUCCAUCUGCAGGACUCAUUGCACUUCAGAUGCAGACCAAGCGCCCUGCCCAAGUUAAAGCAAGACUCUAUGGCCGCUACCCAUCUGAGCCAACAACAGACAUCGAUAUCUUGGGUCUGAAGAUGUCUGUGAUGAACUCUGAGAAGCUGAACCUCCAGACAACCUGGAAUAUGGAGAUGCCAUACGAGAUGAUGCUGCGAAUGAAGAAACAGGUGCCCGCAGUCAUGGAAAUGGUGUCUGAUCCUGCUGUGAAGACCUAUAACACAAUCUACAGGCAUGCUAGAAGCCUUGAGGGUUCUUAUGAGCAGGCUAAAGAGCAGGGCAAAGUGAUGUUGAAGAAUGCUGUUGACAAUCUUGCAAAUGUAGAUCCUUCUAGUGUUAUGACAACUGUCACAGAUAAAGCCAUUAUGAUGCUGAAGAGAUACCAACAGAGAGUUAAUAUGGUUCUUGAUGCUGUUGUUAAGUUCCUGAGGGAGACAAAAUUCCAGUUCCCUGGGUAUGAAGAGAGGCUGUCUGGGCUCGAGAUCUACCAAAAACUUAGUGCCUUCGUUGCUGAUGUAACUGAGGAGGCCGUUCAGAAGAUUCCAGAGUACUUUUCCACCAUGUUUACUACAGCCCUUGAUUAUUUUAGAUCAAUUGAAUUCACCAUCCCUGGCUCUAACUACAUUGUCAGCGGAAGGGAAGUUCUCGAUGACCUGUCUGUGUUUUUGGGGAAAGUUCAGGACCAGGUGAUUGUCACUGUUAGGAAACUGGGAAACAUCCAGCUGGAAGAUAUUUUUACCAAAUUCUCUGAUUUCAUGCGGUUUGCCACUGAACAAAGCGAGAAGUUUCUCCUAACCCUUAAAUCUCAGAAUGUAGAGAAGCUCUCCACCUUUGUGAGUGAUGUUUACACUGAUGCCAUCAACUCCCAAAUUCUGGCUGAUGUUGCCACACAGGUAGAGGAGGCCCGCAGAAUUGUGAUGGAAUAUGUUGAAGCUGUGAAAGCUAAACUCGAGGAUAUUAUGGCUAACAUGUCUACUGAGCAGCUUCAGGCUGAUAUUCAGUCCUGGAUUGACUUGAUGGUAAAACGUAUUAAUGCUCUCCAGAACAACAUCAUUAGAGCUCUGAAGGAAAAAAGCAAAAAGGUUGAACCAUUUGUCAGAGUCAGUGAUAGACAGAUAGAUGUUGAUAUUCCUUUGCCAUUUCUUGCCACAGUCAACUAAGCGACAAUGGCUAACUAUUCCAUCAUAAAAACAAAACUAUAGGUUAACAAUGUCCUGUAACUGUACUGUGUGUGUCUCUCCACUCUGUUUUUCAUAAUUUUAACUAUUUUAGUUGUCUCCCAGUUUUCUGACCCUACUGUGACUCUUUGUGUCUUGUACUAUUUAAAAGAAUAUGUGACCUUCAAUAAAGACCAUUUGUACUGCAUA